Molecule: messenger RNA, 870 nt
Organism: Funneliformis geosporum
Lineage: Eukaryota; Fungi; Glomeromycota; Glomeromycetes; Glomerales; Glomeraceae
Source: the annotation of a GenBank genome assembly
AUGGAUAAUCCGCAAAUCAUUCUUGGACUACUUUAUGAAAGUAAUUAUGGAAUUGAAGAAAAUAAGAAUGAAACAUUUAAAUGCUGGUCCUUUACAACUGCAAAAGUUAUUUAUACUCACUGGAUUAGUGAAAAAUGGAAGUAUAAGCAUGAUAAACAUGAACUAAUACAAGGUUUUUUAAUGGCCACUUAUAGUAUUAUGAUAGUUGGACCAAUUAUUUAUGCGUUAAUUAGUUGUCACGGAGAAUGGUUUAUGAUACUUAUAUCACUUGGACAACUAUCUGGAUGGGGUUUUUCAAUAAUUAGUAAAGGUAUCAUGUCUGAUAAAAGUGAUGCAAAAGAAGCUCGGGAACUUCGUGAAGUUAAAAAUAAAAAAAUACGUGAAAAUUUUACGUUUUUGCAGAGAGUUGGAAAUUGGACCCGCAUCGUAAAGAAUGAUGAAAUACAAGCUAUAAAUAGGGAAAUAGACGGCAUAAAUGAACAAGAAAAGAAAAAGCGAAAAUUAGAUCUUCUUAUUAUAUAUUCGGGUGUAAUUAUAGUAUUUUUAUCAUCUAUUCUUGGUUGGAUAGGUACAACAGGACUACUUUAUUAUUUGUAUAAGAUAGAAGGAAAGAUUGUUCUUUGGACAUGUAUAAUAUAUGCAGUAGCAAUAUUAUCAAUAGUAUUAGCGGUUAAAGGUUAUACCUAUUUUCAAGUGUUUGCAUUAUACUUUACAGUAAGUUUACAUAUCGUAAUAACAUGUAUUUUGAUUGCUAUAACUAAUGGUCAUUGGAUUGGUAUUGAGACUGUAAUUAAAAAAGCAAUUUCAACUGUUUUUGUUAUUGGAAAUUUUUUAUCUUUAGUUGAAGAAUUUUUUAUCAGAUUAAACUAG